Molecule: messenger RNA, 324 nt
Organism: Macrosiphum euphorbiae (potato aphid)
Lineage: Eukaryota; Metazoa; Arthropoda; Insecta; Hemiptera; Aphididae
Source: the annotation of a GenBank genome assembly
AUGAGUGGAAAAGAUGCAACUUCAGCUCCCGAGAAAAAGAAAAAGGAGAGUAUUUUAGAUUUAACAAGGUACUUAGAAAAAGCCAUUAGGGUUAAAUUUUCAGGAGGUCGAGAAGUGUCGGGUAUUUUGAAAGGAUUUGAUCCAUUAGUAAAUCUCGUAUUGGAUAAUACUCUUGAGUAUUUACGAGAUCCUGAUGAACCUAUGAAACUAACAGAAGAUACGAGAACAUUAGGUUUAGUUGUUUGUCGAGGCACAUCAAUUGUACUAAUUUGUCCUGUUGAUGGUAUGGAAGCAAUCGCCAAUCCUUUUGUACAACAAGACUAG